ACAAUUUCAUCUAUCCUUAACACCUUAUAAUUAUAAUGGCAGCUAGUUACACAGAUACUGUUCUAUUUUAAUGGCUACAUAUUUACAGUUAAUCAUCAUACAUUAAGUGUAGGUCUUAUCACUAAUACAUAAUUGUUCGAGCUAUGGAGAAAUCACAGUCAUAGCGGAGCUGCUGUUUGUUAUUAUUAUUUAGAGAGUGGAUAUCUCUCCAACACUAACACCGGAGGUCCACAUAUGCAGCAGACCAGCCUGGAAUCCACACCUUGCAAAGCAUAAAAUUAUAAUUGAGAAAGUACAAAAGUUUAAAGCGCGAUUAAGAGUUAAGAGGGCUGAGCAAGGAGAAUAGGUUAAGGGAACUAGAUCUAACAACCCUGGAGGUAAGAAGAAACAGGGGACAUGAUUGUAGCAUACAAAAUACUGAGGGAACUUGAUAAGGUAGAUAAGCACAGCCUUUUAAAUUGAGAGAAAGUAGGGAAAGAGUACAUGUGUGGAAUACCCUGUAAGGGCGGUCAACAAGUGGAAUGCACCUGAAAGAAUUUGUGGAAGCCACCUCUAAAUUUAAGGCUAAAUUCAGUUAGGAAUUCGGAAGUCAGAAUAGUUAAAUUAUAACACAACAGGUACAACAUGGUCAGUAGGCUGGGCAUGAAGAGCUACACCUCACUUCUGUGUAGUCACUGAUUGGAAAGUACAGGUGUAGUGCACUGGUGGUGCAGAACACUGGUGGUGCAGACUUGUGUAGAACACUGGUGGUGCAGACUUAUGUAGAACACUGGUGGUGCACACUGAUGGUGCACAACCGCCUGUGGGUUUAAGACCGGCCAGUGUGAGUCAGCACCACCCGAGGGCCGACGGUAUGGUCCUCAUCCCAGAGUUCGUCAGUCUGCAUCCAGACAGAGUGAGGGACGGACACAUCUUUCCCUUCCGUCCACCUGCCCGUCGCUCGUCACCCCGUGUAUAUGCAAGUGCCAGCCGUCACUCCCAGACAAGUGUCUAUCACCCAAGUUUUACCAGCUGGGUGAUAUACUGGCAUUAUUUAUCGUCAAGCGAUACGUUGUCAUUGUUAUUCUUACGCUACUCCAGUGAUUUUAGCGUUUAAUAACGAAGUUAUUGUUAAGGUUUCUUGAAGAAGUGGGCGUGGGCCUCCAGCGAGCGUGGGAAGGAAGGGAAGACGUCGCGGCGGGUGUAAGCAAGCCUUCUCCACUAUUAGGUUACUGCCGCCAUGAUGCUGAAGCAAGGUGUGAUGCUGCUGCUGACGCUGCUCACUCUGCAAGGUGACGCCACAAGGCACCUUCAGCGUCAUCACCACCACCAAGGCGAGGUGCACCAUCACCACAGGGAACACUUACGGAGGCGGAGCAAGCACGACGGCACAUUGCCCACGCCCGUCACAGUGAGGGAGGAGCCUGAGGAGGGCAUCCCUGUAGGGGAGGCGCUGGCCGCCCUCUCCCAGUGUCCUCCUCCCAUCCAGCCCUUUCACCAGGACCUGUGUGGAGUCCCCGCCUGCCUCCACCACUACCAGUGUCCCCAGAGCCGCUUGUGUUGCUUCAACGGCUGCGUCCGCACCUGUCUCCUCGGUGUGGAGAGUCCCCCAGUUAUCGACUGGGUAGAAGACACAAGCGCCGUCUUGCCUAUUCUGGAGGAAUCAGGACCACCAGAGCUGCCGGUGCGGUACGAGGACCUUUCCUAUGCUGAGGGUCGGGAGGAGGAGGUGCACCUGCCUGGCGGGUGUACAAUAUCAGCAUCUCAGUUCUCCCAGCUUCAAAUCUUCAUGAAUACUCCAAGGAUAGAAAACUGCACGUGUGAGCAGGGAGAGGUGGUGUGUGCCGUCAACAUGCUCCAGUUAUAGUGGUGUGCGUCGUCCACAUGCUCCAGUCAUAGUGGUGUGUGCCGUCCACAUGCUCCAGUCUUAGUGGUGUGUGCCGUCCACAUGCUCCAGUCAUAGUGGUGUGUGCCGUCCACAUGCUCCAGUCAUAGUGGUGUGCGCCGUCCACAUGCUCCAGUCAUAGUGGUGUGCGCCGUCCACAUGCUCCAGUCAUAGUGGUGUGUGCCGUCCACAUGCUCCAGUCAUAGUGGUGUGUGCCGUCCACAUGCUCCAGUCAUAGUGGUGUGUGCCGUCCACAUGCUCCAGUCAUAGUGGUGUGUGCCGUCCACAUGCUCCAGUCAUAGUGGUGUGUGCCGUCCACAUGCUCCGCCAUCUCAACGGAAUGCCCAGCAAGACAAGCCGAAAUACAGAUGAUGACUGACGCCAGACAAGCCUCCACUACUACAAGAACAAUAAAAAUCUUUCAACAUCCAGGCGGGAGUCUUUCCAGAUCUCCUGACAAAUGGCGCCACAAGCGGCUCACCCAGCCCAACCAAUCACCGUUGAUGUUGGAAUAGUAAUUAAACAACUGCUGCAAACUAUAUAAAGAUGAACCUUGGUAAACAUUACUGAACAGGGACAUAUAUGCUGGAAUGACGUACUAUAUACUAGCAUACAACAAGAUCAAAUGGACAGGAGUGACUGAGAUGUCUUUUUAAAAGCAUUUCCACUGAGCAAGUUUCUGGAUGUAUACAACUGAAAGUUUCUUAACUGAUACGUUAAGAAACUUUAAAUAUAAUUUUUUGUAAGAUGAAAUUCAGAAUCAGUUGCAUAUAUUUAGUGACAAUCAUAUAUUGCCCUCUGUAUUUUUAACUUGUAAUGCUAGCGCUGAAGCUUAUACAAAGUUGUGUAUAUUGUAAAUGCUACUACAGAUACGUGCAAUUCUUUUCAACAUAAAUUUUAACUGAUUGAGCCAGGAUGACCACAAGCUAUUUUUUGUAUUGGAGUAUGCGACAUACGCUAAAUACAUCGUAUGAGUGUUUAAUUAGAGCUAAUGCACCAGAAUUCAUCAGAAUUCUGACGCACUAGCCUGAUGAAUAGCCUGGUGCUAGAAUGCACCAGGGUAUUCAUCAGAAUUGUAUUUAAAUUUUACUUUGUUCUAACUGAGGCUACUAAACUUAGUUCUAGCGAUAUUAGCUGCUCUAGUAAUUAGUUACUGCUUAAGGGAUCUUGCUUAGGUGGGUUUAGUGUCAGUGUGACUUUGUAAUGACAACUAAAUGAGAAAAAAGAAUGUAAUUAAUAUGAUGUGACCUUGUAUGUCAUAUUGUACGAUGAUGAUUAGCAACUGCUAGCAUAAGGCUUCACUAUCUCAAGAACACUAUAUUUCGGGCUCUUCGCCUGGAGGCAACUUUAGUAUCGCUAGUGAGCUAGCCUUCUUGAUUCUGACUUCACACAUGCACCACACAUCUAGCUCCACACAUGCACCACAUAUCUAGCUCCACACAUGCACCACAUAUCUAGCUCCACACAUGCACCACACAUCUAGCUCCACACAUGCACCACAUAUCUAGCUCCACACACAUGCGUUGUGCGAUGCCGUGUACUCGUCUGGUUACAAUCACACAUGUCUUAUAGAGGAACAUUAUGGUUGUAAUGUGGUGCAGACAUUGUGACUACGGUACAAUAUAGAGAAGCUUAGUUAUAAAUUAAUGUACUCUUUGUUGGUGAUUCCAAAGUUAAAAAGAGUAAAUGAACAAAUCCACAAGUGCCGUGAUGAGUGUUCGAAUCUACGUCCGAGAGGAUCUCAGACGCGACUUAAUCGACUGAGCCACGACAUGGUAAAAGAAUUUGAUGCAUCACGCUAUUGUGAUUUCUGUGUGUCAAAUAGAGUAUGUGGAGUUGGAUAUUUCUAAUUAAUUUCUAAUUUAGAUUUCUAAUUAGACAUGCUGUCUUAAUUUUGAUAUUUGUGUGAUCUCAAGCCCUUAUGUAAUAAUAAUAAUAAUAGUUAUUUAGAAGAAGGGACAAUAGGUAUGGUAGAUUACAUGAUUGGUAUGUUUAUUUUUACAUUCUUGCAAAGCCACUAACACGCAUAGCGUUUCGGGCAGGUCCUUAAUGUAACAUGUCAGGUAAGAUGAAAGGUACAUUGUAGCAGUUUUAUUUCAACAUAUAACUACAAUACAAAUUGACAGGUGAUUGCACUGGUGAAGAUAUAUGUCUUUAAGUACUUAAUAUUGGGGAAGUAGGUAGUAUAAGAUAAAGUGUGAGUUUAAAGCACACGGUGGGAACUAUGAGGAUGAAAUUAGGUACUCUUUGGUUUUACUUUUGAAUAAGACAUAGUUUGGAAUUUUGUUUAAUUCGUUAGGGAGUGAGUUCCAUAGACUGAGUCCUUUUGUUUGCAUGAAGUGUUUGUAUAGAUGUAGUUUGACUCUGAGGGAUAUCAAAUAGAUAUUUAUUUCUGGUAUGGUGCUCAUGAGUUCUAUUACACUUAUCAAGGAAAAGUUUCCAAACAUUCCCUCUAAUGUUUAGGAAUGACUCCUAAACAUUCCCUCUAAAGCGUUAUG
Molecule: messenger RNA, 4362 nt
Organism: Procambarus clarkii (red swamp crayfish)
Lineage: Eukaryota; Metazoa; Arthropoda; Malacostraca; Decapoda; Cambaridae
Product: WAP four-disulfide core domain protein 1
Biological process (GO): regulation of cell growth
Cellular component (GO): extracellular region
Molecular function (GO): peptidase inhibitor activity
Source: RefSeq, a predicted model, not a curated record